Molecule: messenger RNA, 3392 nt
Organism: Xenopus laevis (African clawed frog)
Lineage: Eukaryota; Metazoa; Chordata; Amphibia; Anura; Pipidae
Gene: treh.L
Product: trehalase L homeolog
Exons: 15
Coding region: 1323-3074 (583 amino acids)
Biological process (GO): carbohydrate metabolic process; trehalose metabolic process; trehalose catabolic process
Molecular function (GO): alpha,alpha-trehalase activity
Source: RefSeq, a predicted model, not a curated record
CACGGGCCACCAGUUGGACAGCACUGCAAUAGAUUAAUGUUUCUUUUUAACCAGAGUGCCACUUGGUGUGUGUACAAAGAGUAUAGAUAUGGUUGGGACGCUGGUGGCUGAGCACCUGGGAGGAUAAUCGGUGCACACUAUACAUGGAGGAGCUGUGAGACGGAGCAGUUCGGUGGAAGGUGCACCUGGAGCGGCUUUUUUUUGUUUAAUUAAAACACUUUCUGCCAGCAGUCAAAUGGCAUUUAAAUAGAUAUUGCACAGUGAUCUUGCACAGAAGCAUAUUAUUUAGGACCCACUGUAAAUAAGUGGAGACUCUAGGUUAGAUUCAGCAAUAAGGCAUUAGUACUUCCCAGUACCAAAUAUUAUCUGCAGAAUAUUGGCAUACUGUGUUUAUAAGGGGCAAUUCAAAUGAUUCUGAUGUCUGAUAAUCCAGUCCCUCAAAAAACUUCUCUCCUAGCGGGUGGAUGUGAACUAGUGAUGUGCGGGUUAACCUGAAACCUGCAGUGAGUCGUGUGUUGAACACUAGUUGGGCAAGUUCAGGUUAAAAUGUAUUUGUAGGUUACAGUUUUAGGUGCAGGUCAGACUGGUGAAGUAUACGUCUCCACUCCUUCCAAAAAUUGUCUAUUGUGGAGCGGACAAAGUCAACAUUUUGCGUGUCAGGUGCGGGUUAAGGUAUUGUGGCUUAGGGUCAGUUGUAGGUUGUUUUUCCUGAUUCGUACAAGUCAGAGGGUAUAUGAACCCAUAUUUGUAAUCGACAUAUAUCUCAUAACUAAUCCUCAUAUUUUGGUCCACCAACUCUUUCCUUUGACCGUCAGUUCAAAGAGGCUUCCAUGAGCAAAUUAUUGGACUCCAAACCAUUUGUAUCACAGCCCCUUGCUAAAAUCUCUAAUCAAGGGUCUCUCUGUACUUUGAGACCAAAUGGCAUGACACACUUUCAUGAUGAAAUCUGCUUAUUUGGUGACAUGGUCCAAGUGUAUGUCUAGAUGCACAGGACCAAAUUAGGUUGGGCUAGCUUGGCUAAUCAAUAGAGAACACAGAAAUGUAGCAUGGCUGCCUGAACCUGCUGCUUUAAAAGAAAGUCACCAGUGUGUACAAGCCUCAGAGUAGCCUCUUACUGAGCCGAGUUGUUUUUCAUUAUGAUGAGGCAGCACCUUUACUUUGCACUUAGGUGAGAGUCCAAACAAUUGCCACCCAGUAUAUCACUUAAAGAUAACAUCCAGAUUCAAAGAGCUUUCUGAAUUACACAUUUGUACUACUACUGUGAAUUGAAAAGUGAUUGUUUUGCUUUCUGGAAGAGUGGGCAACACUAAAGGUGUCAAACAAUGCAUGGGGCAGCGCUGUGGCCAGCAGUCUCCCUGAUAUUAUGUACGGUGGCCGCACUGGGAUGCCUUGCUGCAGAUUUACCCCCUCCCUGUGACAGUCAGAUUUACUGCACGGGAGACCUGUUGCAUCAUGUGCAGUUGGCCAAGAUCUUUGAAGAUGACAAGCACUUUGUUGAUAUGGUUCUGAAGGACACACCUGGGAACACCCUGCAGAAAUUCCAGACUCUGGUGUCUGAAGGUGUGACUAGGGAAAAAUUAAUUGCAUUUGUCAAUUCAUCUUUUAGUCCUCCAGGACAGGAAUUUGAACCAUGGAGUCCUUCAGACUGGAAAACAAACCCCCAGCUGUUGUCCCAAAUUGCAGAUUCCAACCUGCGCAGCUGGGCUGCAGAAAUUCAUGCUCUCUGGAAGGAUUUGGGAAGAAAGGUUAAGAAAGUAGUUAAAGAUCAACCAGAACAAUACUCACAAAUCUACGUACCCAACGCUGUUAUUGUUCCUGGUGGUCGCUUCCUUGAGUUUUACUACUGGGAUUCUUACUGGGUCAUUAAUGGACUUCUCCUCUCAGAGAUGAACAACACAGCAAGAGGGAUGAUAGAAAACUUUUUGUACAUGGUUGACCGGUUUGGACUGAUCCCCAAUGGAGGGCGGGUCUAUUACCUUCGUAGAAGUCAACCGCCAUUCCUUACCUUGAUGAUGGACAGCUAUAUGACAUAUCAAAAGGAUAUGACAUUCCUCAGAGAAAACAUCCACCUGCUAGAGAAAGAGUAUGACUUCUGGAUGAAUAACCGGACUGUGACUGUGACACUGGGAGGAAAGAGUUAUUUACUAAACCACUACCAUGUGCCCGUUGGGGGGCCGAGGCCAGAGUCCUAUUCUGAUGAUUAUGAACUUGCUGAAACCGUUGCCCCAGAUUCCCAACAGUCUCUUCUGGCGGAGCUGAAAGCUGCUGCUGAAUCAGGCUGGGAUUUUUCUUCUCGUUGGUUCUCCGGGUCGGUUGGCAACAGCGAGACAGAUAAUAAACUUAAUAUGACCAGAACCAGUUCUGUGGUGCCUGCGGACCUGAAUGGAAUCCUGUGCCGUGUGGAGAAAACAUUAGCCAAGUUUUACAAGGAGCUGAAUAUGCCUGAGAAAGAAUCUCGGUUCCAAACAGCUCUGACACAGAGACUUGAGGCAGUACAGUCUGUAUUGUGGGACGAGGGCCUGGGGAUAUGGCUGGACUAUAACAUGGAUGCUCAGCGGAGAAAUACACAUUUUUAUCCCAGCAACCUGGUUCCUCUAUGGGCUACGUGUUACUCGAAUCCAGAAGUUGCAGACCGAGUAGUGUCCUAUCUCGAGAAGAGUGGAGCAUUGUCUUAUAAGAAUGGCAUUCCCACCUCACUGACACGAUCUGGUCAACAGUGGGACUUCCCCAAUGCCUGGCCUCCUCUCCAACACAUGGUUAUUGAAGGUCUGGCACAAGCCAAAUCCUCCAGAGCAAAAGAUACUGCAUUCUCUUUGGCCCAAAACUGGAUCAGAACCAACUAUAAAGCUUACACCAAAUAUAAAGGAAUGUUUGAGAAGUACGAUGUAGAAGGUGAUGGGAAACCUGGAGGAGGAGGUGAAUAUGAGGUUCAAGUGGGCUUCGGCUGGAGUAAUGGAGUCGCAUUACAAUUACUGGAACGGUACAAAACCCAGCUAACUGCUGGCACUACCCUAUGUCGCUCACUGUCAUGGAUGGCCAUCAUUCUGACAAUCGUUAUCACUUUCUGGGCGUGAAGCUGAGGCGCAGGGUGGGACAUCUGAUGAACUGCUUGCAACUGUUGUGUUCUUCACCUCCAAGCACUCCUGCAAGCUGUGCAGUUGUAGUUACCACCUUAGAUCCCUCUCAUUCAAGUUGAUCCUUUUGUAUUCUUUUCUAUGUUUUUCCUUUAGACUCGCCAUGCAGUAUAAUUGUCAUUGCUGUUCAUGCUAUGGGUGUCUUCUCACCAGAAGCACUGCAACUUCUUUUGCUUUAAAAAAACUUUGUAAAUUAGAAAAAUCAUUUUUAUGCACAAUCAUUGUUUUGCAAAAAUGUUUGCUCUUCAUAAAGAAUUA